Molecule: messenger RNA, 496 nt
Organism: Helianthus annuus (common sunflower)
Lineage: Eukaryota; Viridiplantae; Streptophyta; Magnoliopsida; Asterales; Asteraceae
Product: calpain clp-1-like
Exons: 2
Coding region: 10-360 (116 amino acids)
Source: RefSeq, a predicted model, not a curated record
UGAAACAGGAUGGAAGAAAACUCAAGAGAGGCUUCACUUCCAAUGAACGCCGGUGGUAGUGGUGGUGGCGGCAACGGUGGCGAACUGCUCCAAGAUAUAGUUGGUGGAGUGUUAGACAACAAUAUUGACGGCGGUGGUGGUGGCGAACUGCUCCAAGAUAUAGUUGGUGGAGUGUUAGACAACAAUAUUGACGGCGGUGGUGGUGGUGGCGGCAACGGUGGCGGACUGCUCCAAGAUAUAGUUGGUGGAGUCUUAGACAACAAUGACAUCAGUGGAGCAAAACCAACGUCACCACUUUUGUUAGACUCACCACCGGAAAUGAUAUAUGAUGAACCGCGGUGGUCGUGGUAUUUUGAUUAAAGAUGAUGCUGAUAGGAGAAUCUAUAUAUACAAUAUAUAAUAUUGUGUACGGUAUUUUCAUUAUAAUAUUGUGUACGGUAAUUUCAUUGAUCAUUAUCCUCCUAUAUAAUAAAGGAAAAGUUGAUAGGCCACGUGU